AUGACCUACGUAAAAGGCGACGGUUUCCUCUCUCAAACGUGGCUCUCAUUCCUCAUUGUGUUUCUCCCUCCGACUUCCCUGCCUCUGUCUUUCUCUUCUUCUCUCCCUCACAGUAGGUUUGGUACUAAGUGUGCCCGCUGUGGGCGGCAGAUAUACGCCAGCGACUGGGUGCGCCGCGCCAGGGGAAAUGCGUACCACUUGGCGUGCUUCGCCUGCUACUCGUGCAAGAGGCAGCUGUCCACGGGAGAGGAGUUCGGUUUGGUGGAGGACAAGGUCUUGUGCAGGAUCCACUACGACACCAUGGUGGAGAACCUCAAACGAGCAGCUGAGAGCGGCAACGGCAUCACAUUAGAAGGCGCAGUUCCAACAGAACAAGACAGUCAACCCAAACCGGCCAAAAGGGCGCGGACGUCCUUCACCGCGGAACAGCUACAAAUCAUGCAGGCGCAGUUUGCUCAGGACAACAACCCAGAUGCCCAGACGCUACAGAAGCUAGCCGACAUGACCGGCCUGAGCAGGAGAGUUAUACAGGUGUGGUUUCAAAACUGCAGAGCAAGACAUAAAAAGCACACGCCCCAGCACAGUGGGGCUUCCCAAGGUCACCCUCAGUCCAGGAUCCCCUCGUCGCUGCCCGAUGAGCUGCAUUACUCCCCCUUUGGCAGUCCCGAGCGAGCGCGCAUGGUGGCCCUGCACGGCUACAUCGACAGUCAUCCGUUCUCCGUCCUGACCUCUCAGAGCCUCCCUCACCAGGCCAUGUCGCUGCCCCAGCUCCCCCUCAGCCGCUAGUCCCUCACCUCGACCCCUCGCGACCUCCCCCCUCCUCCUCCUCCCCCUCCCCUAACCUCCGGACCCUCACCCUUGAUCUCCCAUCUGCGGCCGACCCGACUCGAAAGGUUCAGGCAGGAGUCAACUCGGAGAAAAAGACUAAUCUUACAGGAGCCCUGCCCACUUGGAAACAGAAAAGAGACAAAAAAAACUGAGAUACAUCUGUCGUUGUGUUCUUUUCUUUCUGGGGACAGGAAUAUCUCACCUGCAGCCAGUUUCUCAGAAAUGAUUGUGAAGCGUUUAUCAUUAGCAGGAACUCACAGACUGUGAUUUUACACCACCUGACGGACCCAUUUUUGCUUCACGUGUACAGCGUCGCUCUGCUCUUCUUGCCCGCCUUCUCGCUCGAAGGUGACGGGAGUUUUUAAAGGGAUCAAACAGACCGAGGAAGCAGGACUGAAGCUUCUCGAGUGCCGUCAGAAUACUGAAGAUAAAAUUAAAAGGGGGACCCGUCAUUGCGGCCCGAGGGCCAGGCGCACACACACUAGACCACAGUAGAGGUAAGACUCCUCCCUCUUUUCUCUCUAAGCAACCAUGAAGGAAACCUAAAUGUAAACAAAAUACUUUGAUUGUUGAGAUUUUUUUUUUUUUUUUCCCGGAAUGACAUUUUGACUGUAUGACAUCUCAAAAAAACAGAAACUUCCCACUUUGAUUUUAUGGUAAAAUGAUCCAGAAUUCGAUUUUUGUUGAAGAAUAAAAACAUUAUGUGCCUUAUCUUGUAUUAUUAAUAGAAAUUAAAUGGAUUAUUAUACAUUAAACAAUGAUUUGGGUGUUUUUAAAUGGAAAUACAGAUGGAGAAAUUCAACGUAUAAUUCCAAAAUCGCUAAACAGAUUUUGCAGUUUAUCAUGAAGUAAAACCACAAAACUCAACAUUGGAGCUCGUGUAUUAAUAAAUAACAGCUCUAACAUUAGAAUCAGGUGUGAACAGAACGGAGGGAAGUCUGAGAUGAGCAUACUAGUCAAUCUGACAUGUUACAUAUUUUCACAUUUCCAAACAGGUGUAUUGUCACUAAUUUAUAAUUUAUAAGGUUGCCUGUUGGGAAAAUGGAGUUUUGGUACAAUACGGACAAUAUAAAACUAGACUGGGUUUGUACAUAGUAAGACGUAUGUGUGUGUGUGUUUCCGUGUGCGUGCGUAUGUGUGUGUAUUGGCAGGGGUAGAGAGUGUGCAUCUGUAUUUUAGUGCCAUGGCCAUUGUGUGAAGAACAGGAUCCAACAAGACCUCAAUGUCCUUGUAUUUAUUGAGAUGGUUAAAUCCCUGUAAAGCACUUUUUUCCCCCCUCCUCUUCUGAAAUUGUUUUGUUUUGUUAAAAAAACAUGAAAUGAAACAAAA
Messenger RNA from Stegastes partitus (bicolor damselfish), 2157 nucleotides. Its product is annotated as LIM/homeobox protein Lhx6-like. Gene Ontology annotation, molecular function: RNA polymerase II transcription regulatory region sequence-specific DNA binding; DNA-binding transcription factor activity, RNA polymerase II-specific. Gene Ontology annotation, biological process: neuron differentiation; regulation of transcription by RNA polymerase II; forebrain neuron development. Lineage: Eukaryota; Metazoa; Chordata; Actinopteri; Pomacentridae. Bases 1 to 786 code for a protein of 261 amino acids. Gene Ontology annotation, cellular component: nucleus. The transcript has 6 exons. The record is from RefSeq and is a predicted model, not a curated record.